AUGGGCGCAAGGGGGGACGCUUUGACGGUGGAGUUUGGGGAAGGGCGGAGUGUUGUGCUGGAGGGAGGAAGGCGAUUGGCGGAGGUGGGGACGUGGGGAAUCGGCGGUCCUGCUGAGUGGCUGGCGGAGGUGACGACCGUUGAUGAGAUGGCGGCGGUACUUAGAAACAGCAAAGCUAUUUGCGCGGUAGUGACAGGCGAGGGCGCCAACUGCCUGUUUCUCAGUCAGGACUUCCCCCCACACAUUCGCGCACUGUGUUCCUGUGCCUCCUCCCCUUCCCCCAUCAAGCGCAGGUUCUGCCACAGCAACGCCAUCCGCGCGCUGGUGAUAGGCAAGGGCUCCAACUGCCUGUUCUGCCACAGCAACGCCAUCCGCGCGCUGGUGAUAGGCAAGGGCUCCAACUGCCUGUUCUGCCACAGCAACGCCAUCCGCGCGCUGGUGAUAGGCAAGGGCUCCAACUGCCUGUUCUGCCACAGCAACGCCAUCCGCGCGCUGGUGAUAGGCAAGGGCUCCAACUGCCUGUUCUGCCACAGCAACGCCAUCCGCGUGCUGGUGAUAGGCAAGGGCUCCAACUGCCUGUUCUGCCACAGCAACGCCAUCCGCGCGCUGGUGAUAGGCAAGGGCUCCAACUGCCUGUUCUGCCACAGCAACGCCAUCCGCGCGCUGGUGAUAGGCAAGGGCUCCAACUGCCUGUUCUGCCACAGCAACGCCAUCCGCGCGCUGGUGAUAGGCAAGGGCUCCAACUGCCUGUUCUGCCACAGCAACGCCAUCCGCGCGCUGGUGAUAGGCAAGGGCUCCAAGUGCCUGUUUGUCAGUUGGGGCGCUAUCUCUUUCCUGUUCUGCCACAGCAACAGCAUCCGUGCGGUGGUGAUAGGCAAGGGCUCCAACUGCCUGUUUGAGGACCGCGGGUUCAAGGGGUGUGUGAUCGUCAACAGAAUCGCCUGUCAUGGUGCUGAGGGGUACGAUGCGGUGGUGCAGGUGGGGGGAGGGUACCCGUUCAACCUGCUGGGCGUGGAGUGCUCGCGAGACGGCCUCUCAGGGCUGGAGUUUGCAGGCGGCAUUCCCGGCACCGUGGGGGGCGCUGUCUUCAUGAACGCUGGGGCGGACGGGCAGGAAACAGCCGACUGUCUGCUCUCUGUGGACGUCCUCUCGUCAACUGGGGAUCUCCUCUCCUUCCCUCGCACCGACCUCACUUUCGCCUACCGCCACUCGCCCUUCCAGCGCAUGCCGGACUGUGCUGCCAUAGUGGGAGCAACUUUCGGGCUGAAAAGGAGCAGUGAGGCGCGGGACAGGCAAAGACGAUACAUGGACAGGCGGCGACAGUCUCAGCCCAUUGCUGAUCGCUCUGUUGGGUGCAUAUUCCGCAACCCUGCACCUCCCCUUGGUUCUGCUCCCUGCUCUAUCUCUUCUCCUCCUGUGGGUUCCUCACCUCCAGCCGGUUUAGCAGCAGCUGGUGCUUCCGCAGUUACUCUCCCUGCAUCUGCAGGUGCUCUAAUAGACCGGGCUGGGUUGAAAGGCCUGCAUGUUGGAGAUGCUUUUGUGUCGCCCAUGCAUGCUAAUUUUCUGGUGAAUGGUGGGGCGUGCAGUAGCGAGGAUAUGGAAGGGCUGAUUGUGGAGGUGAAAAGGAGGGUGAGAGAGGAAUUCGGGGUGGAACUUGUAGAAGAGGCCCCUCCCUCGUCCACUGAAGACGAGUCAGCCCCGGCUUCGCAACAAUCUACAAGCCUCCCAUCAUCAUUCACCGAAGCGAAGACUUCUCUUCUCGACGCUCUUAAAGCCGCAGUUAAGCCAGCACUCGCCGCGCUCCUAAUUUCCGCCGUCCUCGCCGCCGGCGCUCCGGACGCCGCACUCGCCGCGAUGGGCGGCGGAAGAAUCGGCGGAAGCGGCUUCGGCGCCUCCCGCAUGCGCUCCUACGCCCCACCCCCCUCCGCGCCCCGCGGCGGCGGAUACUCCUACAACGCUCCCCCCGUGAUCGUCGGCCCGUCCGUCCCGUUCUUCGCGCCGUCCCCGUUCUUCUUCUUCGGCCCUUCCAUCGCCUACGGCGGCGGCGGCGGCGGCGGGAUCUUUAAUCUCCUCGUUAUCGGGAUCGUAAUCUGGUUCGUGUCGCAGUCAGUUAUGGGGUUUCUGAGCUCCGCGCAGGAGGAGGGAGUGUGGCAGGAGACGCAGCGCAGCAGCGUGGUGAGGCUGCAGGUUGGGUUGCUAGGCUCUGCGAGGCGCCUGCAACGGGAUCUGGACCGGAUCGCGGAUCGCGCGGAUGCGAGCUCACCCGAGGGCCUUCAUUACAUCCUGCAAGAGACGGUGCUCGCGCUGCUGCGCAAUCCGGACUAUUGCAUCUACGGCUUCUCUUCUUCAGAGGUGAACAACGACUCAUAUGCGGGAGAGGCAGCUUUCAACCGCAUGAGCAUGGAGGAGCGGAGCAAGUUCAAGGAGGAGACACUGGUCAACGUGGACGGCAUCAGGCGGCGAAUCACGCGCAAGCCCAGCCAGGACCGCAUGAACUCCGAAUACAUUGUGGUGACAGUGCUGGCAGCAGCGGAGGGAACGUUUCGGCUACCGGAAAUAAAAUCUUCGAGUGAUUUGAGGGAAGCCCUGACUCGCCUCGGCUCUGUCCCUGCUGAUGAGCUUCAGGCUGUUGAAGUGCUCUGGACACCUCAAGAUGACGAGGACACUCUCACAGAGCUCGACCUGCUUGUUGACUUCCCUCGCCUGCGGCCGCUGUGA
Molecule: messenger RNA, 2718 nt
Organism: Closterium sp. NIES-65
Lineage: Eukaryota; Viridiplantae; Streptophyta; Zygnematophyceae; Desmidiales; Closteriaceae
Source: the annotation of a GenBank genome assembly